This is a messenger RNA of Episyrphus balteatus (marmalade hoverfly), 1193 nucleotides long. RefSeq names its product caspase-1 (gene Decay). Gene Ontology annotation, biological process: proteolysis; apoptotic process. NCBI's taxonomy places the organism in Eukaryota, Metazoa, Arthropoda, Insecta, Diptera, Syrphidae. The record is from RefSeq and is a predicted model, not a curated record. The transcript is spliced from 4 exons. Gene Ontology annotation, cellular component: cytoplasm. The coding region runs from base 46 to 981 and encodes 311 amino acids.
UUAUUACAAGUACAAAAUUCAGUUGGAGGGAGAAAUUCAAGCAAAAUGGAUGAGACUGAUAUAUCUGUUCUAAGAUUUGGCAAGAAAAAAGACAAGGAAAAGGAUAAAGAGCCAGCUGACAAUCAAGAAUAUGAUGAAGUCGAUGGAAUGGCAGUUGAAGAAAUCAAAGGUCCAAUUCGAUCAAUUGCAACAAGAGAUGUGAAUUAUAAUACAAACAAUGAAAAUAUUGGAAUUGCCUUGAUCUUUAAUCACAAAGAAAUUCGAAAUCAAGAACCGAGAAAGGGUACCGAACGUGAUCGUGAUCGUGUGAAGAGCAUGCUGAAACAGUAUGGGUUUGAUGUGCGGACUUUUGAUGAUUUGACAUUUGAGAAAUUGAAUGGUCAAUUGAAAGAUGUUGCCAGGGAGGAUCACAGUAAAAAUGAUUGCCUUGUUGUUGUUGUUAUGUCGCAUGGAGUUGAGGGGAAAGUUUACGCUAAGGAUAUGACAUAUCCAGUGGAACGCUUGUGGACACCAUUUUUGGGAGAAAAUUGCAAGUCACUUAUUAAUAAACCCAAGUUAUUCUUCAUUCAGGCCUGUCGUGGAAAUCAGCUAGAAAGACCAGUAACAUACGAAACAGAGAGAGUAACACCAAUGUCACGGUUUGCAUCUGCUCCUGAUGAGAGCCAAAAAAUCACUUAUGCCAUACCCAACACAGCUGAUCUCUUAGUCUUUUAUUCAACUUUUGAAGGUUAUUAUUCCUUCAGAAAUGUUGAAAAUGGAUCAUGGUUUAUUCAGGCUCUCUGUCAAACUUUUGAAGAAGCUUUGAAAAAUAACGACGAAAGAGGCACCGAAUUGUUUCAGCUUUUGACAACUAUCAAUCGAAAAGUAGCCUACGAAUAUCAAUCCAUGACUAGACAAGAAGCUACCAACGAAAUGAAGGAAAUGCCAAACUUUUUAUCAACUUUAACAAAAAUGUUUUAUCUAAGGGUUAAGCGUAAAUGAGGCGCCAAAAAGCUUUGGUGUUUUUUUAAAUUUUAAGGAGAAAUGAAUUAAUUUUAUCAACUUGCAAUAAAUUAAUCAAUUGUGAUGUAUUUUUCAAACAAACGUUGAAAUCAUUUCAUUUCCAGCUGAAUUAUAGAUAAGAGAAAAAAGUUUAAAUAAUCUUUAUCAUUACUCGUCGGUUUAUUUUUUGUUUUUGUUUGUGUUUUAGUCGG